Emiliania huxleyi CCMP1516 is the source of this 1638-nucleotide messenger RNA. RefSeq lists its product as hypothetical. The transcript has a single exon. NCBI's taxonomy places the organism in Eukaryota, Haptophyta, Isochrysidales, Noelaerhabdaceae. Gene Ontology annotation, molecular function: UDP-glycosyltransferase activity. Bases 1 to 1638 code for a protein of 545 amino acids. The record is from RefSeq and is a predicted model, not a curated record.
AUGGCUGCGCCCGGCCCUCUCUACUGCUUGACGAUGUUCAGCGUUUUGGCGCUGGCCGCAGCGGGCAAGCACGUCGCGGUCUUUGGCGGCAUGAUGAGGAGCCACCACCUCACCGUCGUCCCGCUGAUCGAGGGCCUGCUCGAGCAUGGCCACGAUGUCUCUUUCGUGGUGCCAAACACUACGGAGCAUAGGUCCUACUUCCCCAAAGGCGUGGGCUCGGCCACGAUGGUCUUCCUCGGGACAGAGGACUGGGCUUUUGACACGCUGUUCAGUGGCCCCGAGUACGACUUCAAAAACCUGCCGUGGUACAAGAAGCCACUCCUCUUCGCAAAGGUGCUUUCAACCUACCGAUCGACGCUCGACGUGCCGAUGUUUAGCAUGCAUGACGAGCUGGGUCCGUGGCUCGCACGUGCGGGGGUCGAUGCGGUGCUCCUCCACGCGGCAUCUUUCGGUAGCGUCCCCGUCGUAGCGGCGUCUGGAAUCCCAUGGGUAAGCUACUUCUCGGUUCCGCCACUGCCUCUGUUCCUCGAGCAUGAUGACGAUCGGGUCUGCCGAUAUCCCAACUACAUGAAGCCGCCUCCGGUCACCGAGCUGAAGCAGUCUCUAGUGGCGCGCGUGAAGAACCACAUGGUGUGCCGCUUCCUGCAGACAUACAUGGUCUUUGCCGACCGCGAGAUGCGCGCUCUGUUUGACGCCCGAGGUCUGAGCAUGGGAGAUGGCCUGCUCCAAAUGAUCACGAGCGCGCCUUCGCUGAUGCUGCUCGGCGGUCCUCCUCUCAGCCACAAUGUCGAGCUGAAGGAGAAUAUCCACGUGCUGGGCGUGAUAGACCGGCCCCAGCCGGAUGUUAUCCCAGCAGGCAUGCUCGGCUGGCUCGACGCCGCUCGCGACGCGGGAGCUCCAGUCGUGUACGUGUCGAUGGGCACCAAGUACGAGCUUCACGAGAAUACCUGCACGAGGCUGAGUGCGCUGCUCGACGAGAUGGCGACUUCACUCGGCGUUCGCUUCCUGUGGUCGCUGAGGGCGUCUCAGCAGGAGACGCUCCGUGCGUACCUGCCUGCACAGGGCGAGCUCGUGCGAAUCGACAAGUUCACGCCCCAGCCGGAGGUCCUGCAGCACGCCGCCGUGAAGAUAUUUCUUUCGCACUGCGGCUGGGGCGGCGUGACAGACACCAUCAGAGCCGGUAUCCCCGUCUUAGGAUACCCUGGGAUGCAGGACCAGUUCACCAACGCGCGGAUGCUUCAGGAGGCCGGCGCCGGAGUGAUAUUGGAGGAGGACUUCUCAAAUCUCGUCGAGAGCACGAAGCUGUUGCUGCAUGACCCGACGUUCGCCGCGGCCUCAAAGGCUGCGGGCGAGACCCUCCGUACCUACGGGGGCUUGCCUCGGGCCCUAGAGAUCAUCGAGGCCGCCGCAGAGGGGACGUACGUGAAGCCGGACGCCGAGGUCCACGCCAAGAUGAAUGAGGUCGAUCCAUUCUUUCUAGAGCCGCAGGACCUGGUGCAAUGGCUCAGUCUGGCGAUAUGCGUCGGCGCAAUCUCGCUCACGCUCCUGGCGUGUUGCUGCGUCGGCCGCUGCUUCUGCGGGCGCUGCUGCAAGAGAGGAAGCGCGGCAGCCGAGGACCGCGCCAAGAAGCGGCAGUGA